CCUGAAAGUACCCGGCCGCGGUGAAAACAAACCCGGUGGGUGCUCUUCCACUUCUUACUGACCGACGCCCAUCAUGCUGCCAGCAAAAUCUCUUCGCUGCAUCGCUCGUGCUCGUACCUUCAGUUCCUCAUCUGCUCUCAGCGCUCUCAGCGCUGCUGCUCUUCCUAAAGCAGAACAGCUAUCUUCGGAAUGGAAGGGAACAAGUGCUACCGGAGGCACCACCAAGAAUUUCAUUGGGGGACAAUUCGUCGAAAGCAAGUCUUCGGAAUGGAUUGAUGUUCUCGACCCAGCGUCCCAAACGUUGCUUUCUCGUGUCCCUCAGACGACGAAUGCAGAAUUUGAACAAGCCGUCGACGCCGCUUCCGAAGCAUAUAAAACGUGGAGUCGUACUAGUAUCCUUGGACGUCAACGUUUCGCUAUAGAGCUUCAGUCUCUGCUUCGCCAGAACGCAGACGCCAUUGCCAGCAGUAUCGUAUUAGAACAGGGAAAGACGCUUCCAGAUGCUCAUGGCGACCUCCUUCGCGGGUUGCAAGUCGUGGAAUCAGCAAUCGGUAUCACUUCUACCCUUCUGGGUGAGAAAAUAGAAGUCAGCAAAGAUAUGGACACAGAAGUACGGAAAGUACCUCUGGGCGUGUGUGCAAGCAUUGCUCCCUUCAAUUUCCCAGCAAUGAUCCCUCUGUGGACGAUUCCCAUGGCUGCCGUCACAGGCAACACUUUGAUCCUAAAGCCCUCGGAACGCGACCCCGGCGCCGCUAUGAUUAUAGCUGAGCUAUGCCAACGUGCUGGUCUUCCUCCCGGUGUGCUGAACAUCGUUCACGGAGGUGUCCCAACGGUCAAUGCCAUUUGUGACCAUCCUGCUGUCAAGGCCAUCAGCUUCGUUGGAGGCGACAGAGCUGGAAAGCACAUUUAUGACAGGGGAACACAAAACGGCAAACGCGUGCAGGCUAACAUGGGUGCCAAGAACCACGCCAUAGUCAUGCCUGAUGCUAACAAGAAUUUGGUUCUCAAUUCGAUUCUUGGCGCCGCUUUCGGAGCCGCCGGUCAACGAUGCAUGGCCAUCUCUGUCGCAUUGCUUGUCGGAGAAUCACAAUCGUGGUUGCCGGAGCUCCUGGAGCGUGCUCAGAACCUCAAAGUCGACGGUGGUUUUGAACGAGGAGCAGACCUUGGUCCUUUGAUCUCUCCGGCUGCGAAGAAGCGGGUGACCAGUCUUAUAUCGUCAGCUGAGGAACAAGGGGGAAAAAUCAAUCUUGAUGGACGGGGAAUCCAAGUUCCUGGAUAUCCUGAUGGAAACUUCGUUGGCCCCACAGUCAUCGAGGCCAACACCACGAUGAAGUGCUACCAGGAAGAAAUCUUCGGGCCUGUUUUGGUAGUUCUGAAAACUGAUACGCUUGACGACGCUUUAGAUAUCAUCAAUUCAAAUAGGUACGGAAACGGUGCGGCGGUAUUCACGCAGUCGGGAGCGACAGCAAGGAGGUUCGAAUCUGAGGUUAACGUUGGUCAAAUUGGUAUCAACGUUCCAAUUCCUGUGCCGCUGCCCAUGUUUGGUUGGAGUGGAAACAAGGGAAGCGUAUUGGGCGACAUAGGCUUCUACGGCAAAAGCGGUAUCAAUUUCUAUACUCAAAACAAGACUACGACUAGUCUUUGGAGGGCUGAGGACGCUGUUGGGACCAGGGCGUCCGUUAACAUGCCCACACAUCAUUAGGAGAAUCUAGCGCGUCCGGUGGCUCGAACGGGACGGUGUAAUUACAGAUAAGAUCUGCUAAUCUGCCAAAACGUUCGAAAUGCUCAAGUGAUAAUGACGUAUCAUAUAAUUGGAAGAUACAGUCAUAUCAGUGAAACAUGAAGGACUGAACCGGAAAAUCAUGUAACACUGGAGUUUGGGUAUAACUACCAGCUAAGAAAAGAAAGACAGCGUCCUUUCAGUCAAA
This is a messenger RNA of Guyanagaster necrorhizus, 1928 nucleotides long. Its product is annotated as methylmalonate-semialdehyde dehydrogenase. Gene Ontology annotation, cellular component: mitochondrion. The transcript is spliced from 18 exons. Gene Ontology annotation, biological process: L-valine catabolic process; thymine catabolic process. Gene Ontology annotation, molecular function: methylmalonate-semialdehyde dehydrogenase (acylating, NAD+) activity. Lineage: Eukaryota; Fungi; Basidiomycota; Agaricomycetes; Agaricales; Physalacriaceae. The coding region runs from base 74 to 1702 and encodes 542 amino acids. The record is from RefSeq and is a predicted model, not a curated record.